This is a messenger RNA of Thunnus maccoyii (southern bluefin tuna), 1611 nucleotides long. RefSeq names its product zinc finger, MYND-type containing 19 (gene zmynd19). The record is from RefSeq and is a predicted model, not a curated record. The transcript is spliced from 6 exons. Lineage: Eukaryota; Metazoa; Chordata; Actinopteri; Scombriformes; Scombridae. The coding region runs from base 972 to 1538 and encodes 188 amino acids.
GCGGCCGGGGGAGGGCCCGCGGGGGAUCACAAAAGCUACUGGAAAAAACAGGCUUUGCGGUGACGAGUCGGUGCUAGUCUGACGCUUUAACGAUUAUCAAGCCGUUGUCGUUUCGGGAGUGGUUCAGGUUGGACGAUUUUCGCCGCAUUUGAGCGGAUUAGAGACGCCGGCCGUGCGGAGGUUUCUGUGGCUCCGCCGCCGCCGCCGCUCUCAGCCUCGCUGUGAAGCUAACGCUAGCUAGCACCUAGCGGGAUACGUUAGCUGUUGGUUAACGUUAAAUAGUGCCACGGAGGUAAAAACACGGGUCCUUAUUUUGUCAUUACCGGUGUCGUGUAGUGUAGAAACAGAGAAGACUGCUUUUAUAGCGGCGGGUCAUGUUAUAUUUACGCUCGGUGGUACAGUUAGCAGUGCCACGCUAGCUGUGUUGUUAGGAUUACACGGUUAAGUGUCGGCUAAUGAGGAAGCCAUUGCCAUGCUCCAUCAACUGACUCUUUUGUGCAACGUGACAAAGCCUCGGUAGAACUGCUCAACAGCUGUCUGUGGCCGAAAACUUGCAUUAUGUUUUUUUGUCGCUAAAGUUGCAUUUAUGGUCGCUACAGGCAGCGGUGGUGUUAAACUGUGGCUAAAUGUUGGUCACUAGUUGCCCCCCCAAGGCUACUCGUGUCACAGGACAGUCACACUGUGGAAAAGCAGUUUUUUUUGUUUAGGUGUGACAAACCAGCUGCCCACCUGCCGAGUGACAGUGCUCCUGGACUGUCACACAGCUAAUAUACAUGAUGUCAGUCCUGGCGGUCGACACAAAGUGUCACAUUGCAUGUUUCCACCCUUUGGUAUGUGGAUAACACCACCCAUGCUGUGUGUGUGUGGCACUAUGCUCGAGUCCCACCUUCUAACAGGGAGCUCAGACAAAAUACACACUGAUCGAUGAACAGGACAUACCGCUUGUGGAAAACUAUGCCUUUGAGGCGCGCAUGGAGGUAGAUGCAGACGGCAAUGGAGCUAAGAUCUUUGCCUACGCUUUCGACAUCGGCAAAGGCCGCUGGGCGGGAAGGCCGUUGCAUGAGCUGCUCUGGGAGAAGCACAGAGGAGGCAUUGCCCCCAGUUUUCAAGUCAUCCACAUCAACUCUGUGACAGUGGACAACCGGCUAGACAACCUGCGGCUGGUGCCAGUGGGCUGGAGCCCCAAACCGGAGGAAAUUUCCAGCAAACAGAGAGAGCAGUCUCUCUACUGGCUGGCCAUCCAGCAGGUACCGGCCGAUCCGGUGGAGGAGCAGUACCUGGAGCUGAGCCGCACACGCUACUACAACGCUAACGGGGAGCUGGUGGAGGAGGAGGAGUGCUCCUGCACAUACUACGAGUGUCAUUACCCUCCCUGUUCACUCAUUGAGAGGAGGCUCCGGGAGUUCAACAUCUGCGGCCGCUGCCAGGUGGCGCGCUACUGCGGCUCCCAGUGCCAGCAGAGGGACUGGCCCGCCCACAAGAAGCAGUGUCGAGAGCGCAAGCGGGUGCUGGCCCUGGAGUCGGAGCCCGAACGAUGAUCUGCCCUCAUCCUCGACUGGGAGAGGAGGAGGGAGAAAAGGGGGGACAGGGUUUGACUUGUGGGAGGGGAGU